AUGUACCACCGGUGGGAUUUUGCAGGGGUGCGGUAUAAGGCCACCAACAUGUCAGCAAGAAAGCUCAUGGAGCUAUUGAUUGUGUACACACUGAUCACAGUGUUCAUGUGCCGAAUGACCUGGCUUGUCUUGAGGAAGACAUCUUUACUUGAGAGGAUCACCAGGAGGAUAAAAGCAAGAGGAUUAGUGAAGAAAGCAAAUAAAAAGAAGAGAGCAAGGAAAGAUGGGUGCGAUCACCCGAACAAUCACCCUAAAAAGAACAGUAAAACAGACUCCAAAUUGGAGAAAGAUUCCACAAAAGCUAAGGAUAAGCCAAUAAUAAACACUGCAAAGAAGAAAGCGGAUAAAGGGACCAAAAUGGACAAAGAAACCACAAAUUCAAGAGAUGAACUGGCAAAGAAAACUUCAAAGAAGAUGACAGAUGACACAAAACUGGACAAAGAUGCUGCAAAAGUGAAGGGCAAAUUGGCAAACGCUUUGAAGAAAAAGGCAGACAAAGAGGCCAAAGUGGACAAAGAUGCCACAAUCGUGAAGGAUGAACGGGCAAAGAUAACUUUGAAGAAAACAGACAAAGAGACUAAAGUGGACCAGGCCCCUGCAUCAGAAAAAGACGCACUAAAGUCCAAGUCCAAGACUGGCAAAGGCAACAAAAUUGAGUUCCACCAGAUAUUGGUCGGGCUGAGCACUCUGGUCCUGUCAGAGGAGGAGAUGGCCAAAGUAGUGACCAUCCUGAGGGAGAAGAACCCCUCCGUUCUGGGUGCUGGGGAUCUGGAGCUGAAAGAGGAGAAAAUGAAGGCAGCACGGUUGGAGGAGCUGCUGACUGACCACCAAGGGGCAGAGAAGAGGGAGGUGAAGCUCCAGCUGGUGAAGGCCCAGGCUUCCUGCAAGGAGACAGAAAGCCUUAAGAUGAGGAUCAAACAGAUGCCUGAUGAAACAUACCAAAAAAUAUCUCAACUGAAGUUAGAAAACACAAUCUUGAAGGAAGUUGUUGAAACCACAUGGAAAAGGAUAAGGCAAACAUGCAGCUGUCGCUGAUAAUACCCAGCAGUCUCUUCCCGUGCUGACCUGGAUAAACUGUGCUGACCUGAUGUGGUUUUUCCUCU
This is a messenger RNA of Anguilla anguilla (European eel), 1103 nucleotides long. Its product is annotated as kinectin-like. NCBI's taxonomy places the organism in Eukaryota, Metazoa, Chordata, Actinopteri, Anguilliformes, Anguillidae. The record is from RefSeq and is a predicted model, not a curated record. The transcript has 11 exons. Bases 1 to 1035 code for a protein of 344 amino acids.